Helianthus annuus (common sunflower) is the source of this 1072-nucleotide messenger RNA. RefSeq lists its product as uncharacterized. The record is from RefSeq and is a predicted model, not a curated record. The transcript is spliced from 2 exons. Bases 1 to 897 code for a protein of 298 amino acids. NCBI's taxonomy places the organism in Eukaryota, Viridiplantae, Streptophyta, Magnoliopsida, Asterales, Asteraceae.
AUGGGGAGGUUUUGGAGAAUGAAAGAGGCAUUUGAGGUGGCCAGAAAGGUGAGAGAUUGCGAAAGCAGCGGCAGCGAACACUCGCCUGAGACGAUGAUGGAUUUAUCCCAUAUGGUAAACUCGUUCAUAGAGAACGGCAAUGGCGUUGUUAAUAUAGAUUUUGAUAUGCAAGUUGAUGAUGAAUCCAGUUCAGAUGGAACUGAUGAUGAUAUGGAGGAGAUUAAGGAAUCAUUGCGAAGAUUGAUUGAAAAUGGUGAUGAUGUGAAAAGAAACUUGAUAUCGAAAGUCGAAAAAGCGAACAAUGAUGUUGUUGAUGAUAACCGAUCAUCGCAAUCUUUAGGGUUUAAACGAAGGCUGAUGGCUUGUCUUCGUGAUCGAGGUCUUGACGCUGGGCUUUGCAAAUCAAAGUGGGAAAAGAAAGGUGGCCGGCUUCUCGCUGGCAAUCAUGAAUACAUCGACGUCAACGUUAAGCAAACACGUUAUAUAAUUAUCGUAUCUUUGUUAGAAGAGUUCGAGAUAGCUAGACCUACAGCUGGUUACGCUUCCUUGCUCGAGAUUCUUCCUGGGAUCUCAGUUUUCAAAGUCGAAGAUUUCAAAGAGAUGGUGAAAAUAAUGUCAAAAGCGAUAAAGAGGUCAAUGAAGCAGAAGAAGAUGCCUGUGCCACCAUGGAGACGACGGGAGUAUGUUCAGGCAAAAUGGUUUGGGUCUUACAAACGAACCACCAACGAGUAUCCAACUAAAAAGACACCGGAUCGUAUCGUGAUCAACAAUCAAAGUAUUGGUUUUAUAUCGAUUCCUGAUCAUACUUGCUAUGGUAGACGUCAAGAUCAAUUUGCUAGGAAAGAUUUUGGCUAUAAAAUGGGGAACUUAGCCAUGGUCAUGAAUGGAGCAAGCUAAGAUAUUUUUGUUCAACUAGUAAAUUAUUCGCAAAGUUUAUAGAUAUGAGUGUUGGUUAAACUAAUAAAUUAUUCGCUAAAAAGUUUAUAGAUAUGAGUGUUGGUGUUUCCUAGCAUAGGCUGGGGUUUGAGCCUCACAAAAGACGAGAAGGGUUUCAUUAGUACAAUCGAUCUGA